Messenger RNA from Elgaria multicarinata webbii, 3075 nucleotides. RefSeq names its product centrosomal protein 95 (gene CEP95). Gene Ontology annotation, cellular component: spindle pole; centrosome. The transcript has 22 exons. The record is from RefSeq and is a predicted model, not a curated record. Lineage: Eukaryota; Metazoa; Chordata; Lepidosauria; Squamata; Anguidae. The coding region runs from base 70 to 2787 and encodes 905 amino acids.
UUCAUUGGGGUUUGUUGGUAUCGGUUGCAGACGGAAGUUGUCUCCGCGUCGUAAAAGCGGAAUCGUGAAAUGGGCAGCGCUGAGGAGAGAGAAUGGGUCAAUGUUGCCAAUGAUCUUCUGACAAAAUGUAACAUUGAUCUGCAUGUUAAUAAUCUCUCCGACUGUGGAGCUAAAGUAUUUAUUCACCUUUAUGAGUCCAUACUGGGAGAAAGAGUGCCAGAUUUCAUAGCCAUACCUAGUUGCCAAGAAGAUGAUGCACAUAAUGUUCAGGCAAUAAUAGAUUCUUUGGCGUUGGACUACUUGCAGGUCAGCUUAUCACAUAUAACUGGUGAGAACAUCGUGAAAGGCAAUAAGGAGUCCAUUAAAAAUCUCUUGGAAAUAUUUGAUGGCUUGCUUGAAUACCUUACAGAAGAAAUCAGUGAGACUGCUUCUCAGGAUGGCGAUGUUCUUAACCUGAUGACGAAAGAUAAAGUCCAGAGUGCUUGUCUGGAAGAACAAGAAGAUGGCCAGGAGGCACCGGUUCCCUCCCUGAAGUUACCAUCAGCUGUGGGAUCUUCUCAUUCAUCAGAUAUAUUUGUUCCGUCCUGGGAGGUAGAUGGUUCAGAAUCUACAAGUGAGCUAAUUAAGCUUGGCGACACAGCUUAUUUGUUUUCUCUAAGAAAUGAAGAAUUGCCAGCAGCAAGAGAAAUACCAAAGAAGAAAAUGGAACCUGAAGGGCUUGCAGAAUUUAGAAAACCAUCAAGUGACAGAAGGGCUUUUGCCAGAGAAAUUCAAGGAACAGAAAAAUCUGCUGAGUUGCCUAGAGCGCAGUUGAGUCCCAGUGCGAAAAAGCUUGGGGAACCGAUUCGCCCAGCGAUUCCUUUGCAGCCACCUUAUCAGCCUUCAGUACCUAGACCCCCUUACCUAGCUGAAAGAGGCAAUGGGAUUUCAGACAGGCGUUCACCACCACCACCACCAGCAGCAGUACUACCACCGGAAAAACCUCAAGACCCUAUAUCCUCUGAUCCUGCAGCAUCCCCUGGGCAAGAGUCUGUGCCCCUUUCAGGUGGCACCCUUUCGCUAUCCAGGGUCCCUUCUGGGUCAGACCUUCCAACAGAAGUUGAUGAGCUAGCAUCAGAACCUGGUGUAUGUGAUGAUACACCAGUGCGAGGAGAUGAAAUGGAUGAUGAUGCAGUGCGAGGAGAUGAAAUGGAUGAUGAUGCAGGAAAGGAAACGGAUGAGAAUAUUCAGUAUACGCCAACUCCUUUUGAGGACAGCUUACCACGGUUUGCAUCUACGCAAAGCACAAGACCCAAACAAAGGAAUCUGUUGCUUGAACAAAGCCAGGAUGAAAGCUCCGCCCUGACCAAUUUGCUUGCUGAAGAACCUUUUCCCCUCAGAAGGGAGAAGGAAAAGCUGUCUAGCCAGGAGCUGCGCAAAAUGUCUUGGAAACUCUCCCGCAGGCUGGAUGAACUAGAUGCAAUGCUUAAACAUGCUUUGGGUGAGCGAAGCCGGGAGGAGUCAUUGGCUGAUGAUGAUAGACUUUCUCAGCACAGUGAUAGCGCCAUGGAUUACCGCCACAUGAAACCAGAACCAGCUUCUCCACGUCCCAGCAGAAAACCUGGCAGGCAACGGUCGCUUUCUACUUCCCCGCCUCCAGUGAGCCACCAGCGAUCAUCGGAGUGGCACAUUGCACUCCGGAAGGAUAUAAGCGGGCCAGCAGGAAGAAUGCGUGAACGCUUGCAAAAGGAACAAGAUGAGAGGAAGCUAAGAGCUCAGCUCUUGACUAAAUCCUAUGAUGCUGAAUUAAGAGCUUAUGAAGCUAGUGAACAAUUUGAACUUGCAAAGCUGAAAGCAAAGGCCAAGGAAUUGGAACACAAAUACAAGAAAGUCUUCAAAGCACCUCCGAGAACCUCACAAGCGGCGAAUAUUUAUUCUCGAAAAAAUGUACCUAGGAAUUCCAAACUCAGCCAGUGGACUUCAAGGGGAGGCUUUGCCAAGCCAAAAAAAGCAGCUCCAUUGAAGGUCAAGGAGAACGAUCUUUUGCCUCUGCUACUUGAAGACUUCCCCUACCUGCACAUUUCCCGCCCCACUAUGAACAAGAUGUGCCGGCAGCAGCUUGCACAGAUAGAACAGCUCAAAUCUCCCAACGACAGAAGCCGGUUCAAACUGCAAAGCGAAGUACUAGAAACCCUGAAGAAGCAUGACCUCCUUGUUGACCUCAUUAAGAAAGAGCAGGCUCAUAACAGAAGGCUGCAAGAGUUUAAGGAACGCAUUCAUCGGCAGAAAUGUACUCAGAAUAAAAUGAAGGAGAGACGCCAGCAAAUUGUAAGAGCCAAAAAGUACUACCAAGAUUACAGAGUUCAGCUACGGGCCAAGAUGAUGAGGGCCAGGACACGUGAGGAACGCAUAUUUAAAAACCUUUUUGAAGAAGGCUUGGAAAUUCAGAAGCAACGGCUGCAUGAACUGAGAACAUAUGCUAAGGACAAGCAAGCUGAGCAAAAGAAACAACAUCAGCAGGAACUGGAGGCCAUGGAGAGCUACUAUAAGGAUCAGUUUUCAAUGCUGGCAGAAGCUGUUUCAGAGGAACGUAAAGAAAUCCAAACCAGAGAGAGAGCACAUGCAAAAACAUUAAACAAGGUGAAACGUGAGCUGAGAUCAAAGAUGGAGAAAGAAAUUAAAGAGCUGCAGGACAUGAUCACACACAAUGAUGAUGAUUCAUUCUUCCGAGAACUGGAAGCCGAACGCUUAAAGUCCAGACUUCUGGUGGCUUCCUUUCAGUAUAGCAAAAAUUCCAAGUUCCUUUAAGUCUUGGCAUGCCUCUUAUAAAUAGUUGUGUGGUUUAUUUCUGGCAAAGAUACUUGAAAAAAAAAAUACUGAGGAGGGCCAGAACCAGAAGUGUGAAGUUAGGAGCUUGUUUUGCCACCUGAGUUCUGCUGCCCAGAAUCCAAAUGUUACCAUGUCAAGAAAAUAUUGAACUGACCUUUUCAGAAGAUUUUUUAAAAACUGUUUCCCCUUUCAAAUAAAGAUUAGAUUCCUAACAAAAUUAAGCUGUUGAAAGUGUCUCCCAGGCUAAUUUGUAUGGUCAAGUCAUUG